AUGAAUAAAGAAAAUAACACUCUUAUUCUUACUCAGAAUUAAGUGAAUAGAAAAACGAUGAAAAUUAAUUCAAAUGAUAUGGACUAAUUUGUCAAUUCAAGAAUUGUUCAAUUAUAAAAAUAAUUAUUAGAUAAAGAAUUAGAAAUUGAAAAUUUAUCAAAAUUAAACUAAGAUCCGAAAAAUUAGAAUUCAAAUAAAUAUCGAUUAUUAGAAAUCAAACAGUAGACUCUUAUAAGUGAGAAUUAGUAAAUGAAGACACAAUUAUAAUAAUAUGAAUCCUUAAAUAAGACAUUAUAAAAUAAAUGUGAUUAAUUUUAAACAAAGUUUGAAUAAUUAAAUGCUGUUUAUGAAGAGACUUAAAAAUAAUUAGAAUAAGAAAGAUAAGCAAAAUACAAUAUACAAUUUUAAUAAUCUUCAAAUCAUAUGGAUGUCUAAUAAGAAAAGAUAUUAAUUAAAACUUAAUUAGACAAUCUCAGAAAAGAAAAGAGUUAAUUAAUAUUAAAAGUUAAAGAAUUAGAAAAUUCAUUACAAUUACGUGAAUAAAAUACUAAUACAAAUUGUUCAGAACUAUCUUAAUUGAAAUAAUAGUUAUAAUAGUAAAUUAAAAAAUCAUCAGAAUAUCUAGAGAAAACACAUACAUUGGAAGUCAAAAAUACUGUAUUGGAAGCAUAAACUAAAUCAAAUCAUUCUCAUAAUGAUGAAUUGAGAAAUUUAAGAUCAUAAGUUAUUUAAUUAUAAAAAGAUAAGAAUUCUCAUCUUGAAAUAUAAUAAGACUUAGAAAAUAAAUUAAGAUUGUAAACAGAACAUGUUUUAAAAUUAUAAAAUUUAUUAAAUGAUAAAACUAAAUAAUUGGUCAAAUGUCAAGAAAAAUUAAAUUAAUUUGAAUCUAUUGAAGAAGAUAAUUCAAUUUUAUAAUAGGAUUUAGAAAAGAUUACUAAUUCAAUGGAAGAAAUAUAAUUAGAAAAUUAAAGAAUUGUUAAAUUUUAAUAACAAAAAAUUGAUUAAUUAAAAAAAGAGCUAUAAUAAACAGAUUUUAUUAGGGAAGAGAAUAAUAGAAAAUAGUAAGAAAUUGCAUAAUUAUAAUAUUAAAUUGAAAAGAAAUAAGGAGAAUAAGAAAAAGAAAAAGAAUAACUAGAAGAAGUAAAAUAUUUAUUUUUAAUUUUAGUUAUCAUAAUUAAAAGAAAUGUCAAAAUAAUGGGUUUUAGAAAAAGAAAAUUAUUUAAAGAAAAUAAAUUUAUUAACUGAUGAAAUUGAUAAAAUUGCUAAGCAAUAAUAUGAUUAAUUAAGAAUUUAAGUGGAAACCUAAAUAUAAAUGAAAUUUUCAGCUGAAAAAGUACAAUUAGAAAAUCAUAUUUGGUAAUUAAGUUCAUAAAUUAAUGAUUUGUAAGCAUCAUUAGAAUAAUAUACAACUAAACAUAGUUAAUUAAAUAUUGAGAAUGAUUAAUUAAGGGAAUAAAUAAAUGAAAAACAAAUUACCUAAAAAACAGUAAUAGUUUUAGAAGGAUAGCUUAGAAAUUCAUGUAGUGAACUGGAGAAAUUGAAAAAUAUGUUCAUUCAAAGAAAUCAAGAACUUGAAUUAGCUAGAAAUAAGAUUUUAGUUCUAGAAAAUUGUGCAAAUUAUGCUUAAGAAUUAGAAAGGAAGGUUCAAACUUUAAUGUAAGACAACUAAAGAUUAAAUUCAAUUAUAAUGGAUAGAUGUAAAAAUAAUUGGUGA
Messenger RNA from Paramecium pentaurelia, 1714 nucleotides. Lineage: Eukaryota; Ciliophora; Oligohymenophorea; Peniculida; Parameciidae. The record is from the annotation of a GenBank genome assembly.